Messenger RNA from Candidula unifasciata, 1071 nucleotides. The record is from the annotation of a GenBank genome assembly. NCBI's taxonomy places the organism in Eukaryota, Metazoa, Mollusca, Gastropoda, Stylommatophora, Geomitridae.
AUGGCUACUUUGUGUGAGAUGACAUCAGUGCCCGUAAAAAGUGAAACUUACGAACAAGUCGACCAUCUCGGAAUAUUUAUUAGCGAUAACGAAAGAGAAGUGAUCACACUGGUGAACUACACAUUUCUAUGCAGAUUUAUUAGUCUGUUUGGAAUUAUAUCAAACUUGAUAAACCUGGUCAUAUUUUACAGACAAGGUCUGAAUUCAACUAUUAACAUCAGCUUUUUUGCACUUGCACUGUCGGAUUUGUGCUGUUCGUUUUUCCAGCAACUUUUUAAUUUCUACGUCAGUCCACUUUUCGACGAUCUGCCUGUACAGUUCGCUGAUGUGCAACAUCUUACAAUCGGGGUGCAACGUGGAAUCUUUUCUAAAAUCACCUGUCUCAUAACUGUGUAUAUUACAGCGGAAAGAUGUCUGUGCGUGGCUUUUCCUUUACACAUCAAACAAAUUAUUACCACAAGAAGAACAACGGCAAUAAUUGUUUUGAUAUACCUUUUAACAGUGUGUUCAUUCGUACCUCUUUACACCUCUAGUUAUCUUGGAUGGAAGUUCUAUCCCGAAUGGAAUCAAACUCGAAUAGGAUUAAUAGCAUAUACUGAAAACCAAGCAGCUAGUGCUAUAGUUUAUAGUAUGCUCGCUAUAUCCGGCUUGCUUUCUUUCAUCGCUGUGAUUAUUUUGGCGGCGAUCUUGAUUGCAAAAUUAAGAGAGAAAAGUGCAUGGGUCAAAACAGCAAAUGCUCAGAAGGAGAAAGCUGGAUCGUUAUCUAAGAGAGACAGGGCAACAAUGCGAAUGGUUGUUUUAAUUGUCAGUAUUUUAAUCAUUUGCUAUGCUCCGUCUACAAUGUUAGGUGUCGUUACAGUCUUGGAACCUGAAUUUAGUCCAGGAGGAAAAUAUUACAACUGGUAUUACGUGUUAUGGUCUUUUGCUAUGUUGUUUGAGACGACCAAUUCAAGUGUAAAUAUUUUCUUGUAUCUUAAGAUGAGUUCCAAGUACAAUCAAACAUUUCGUGAAAUAUUCCCUUGCUUUGAGAAAAAAGUUAUGAAACCUACGAACUCAGUAAGUGAGAAAUAA